Candoia aspera is the source of this 4931-nucleotide messenger RNA. RefSeq names its product internexin neuronal intermediate filament protein alpha (gene INA). The transcript is spliced from 4 exons. The coding region runs from base 1589 to 3040 and encodes 483 amino acids. Gene Ontology annotation, cellular component: postsynaptic intermediate filament cytoskeleton; cytoplasm; intermediate filament. The record is from RefSeq and is a predicted model, not a curated record. Gene Ontology annotation, molecular function: structural constituent of postsynaptic intermediate filament cytoskeleton. Lineage: Eukaryota; Metazoa; Chordata; Lepidosauria; Squamata; Candoiidae. Gene Ontology annotation, biological process: intermediate filament organization.
GCAUGGGGACAGCAGAGGGACAAUAACUGGAAAUCGAUUAAAGAAACUGAAACAAAAGCUGCGAAGUACAACAGCUUGAGGAAUGGGUAAGAUGGAGCAUCUAAGGAGGAGAGGAGGGAAAGAGAAGGAAGCAAAUAAAAUAAUUCCUCAGAAAUACAGAAAGCAGGAAUACAAGAGAAAAAACAACCAGAACACCAGCAAUAGGAUAUGUUCCUGUUUAACAUCCUGACAGAUGGAGUAAUCAAGUUUAUAAGGGAAGAAUUAAAGACAAUUUUCCAUAACAGAGAACCAGGUUCUGAGAAGUAAUCUAAGAAAUCAUCAUGGAAUGAUUUCUGAUGACCAGCUGGAAGCAAGGGAUGUGACCAAGAAAAUAAGGGGCCAUGGUGCAGCGGCAAGAUAAUGCAAAAGGCUCGGUUUGUAGAUAACUGGAUUCUAGCCUAAUGGAUUGGGCGUGCACAGAUUUUAAGGAAAUCUUUAUAGAGGAAUGAAAAGAGCUAAAAUUAGUAUAAAUGUAUAUUUUUUCCUCAAACACAAACAUUUUAAAAAGUAGAUAACUUACACAAAUCAGAUGUCAUAUUAAUCUGUCAAUUAAAAGCAUCAUAGGUGUUUUUCAUUUCCUUUGUUGAUGAUAUGAGAUACAAGAAACUGUGCCUUUAUGUACCACUUUGAAUUGGACUAUUAGUCCUUCAAGCACCUAUAAAAAAGCACUUGCUCCUAACACCAAUAUUGCUGCUGGAAUUCAAUAAAAAAUAGCUACACUAUUUUUUCUAAGAACUUUCUGAUUCUGAUCAUAAAAGCGAAAACAGGCUGCGCUAGCUGUUUUCAUCCGCCAGGGGUAGCUGAGAGGGAAAGACAUCAGCACUGCGGCAAAAUGGACAGCUCCACCAGCAUUUCUUCUAGUCAUGCUUCCUGUUAAAAUCAACAGGGAAUACAUGCUGCAAGGGUAGGACGCGAAAGCACUGCCAUUAACAUGACAUUUUUCGGUCUUCCACCCAUUCUUUCUACUGACGAUGCAAUCUAAGAUUUUAGUACCAGCUGCCUUCUAUUCUCCAGUUGUCGUUUUCCGUUCUGACUUGGAUUUUAUCUAAUGAGAACCUAAACCCCAAUUAGACUGAUCUCUUUUGUUCUAUGGAGGGCCUUGAGAAAAUCUCGGCCACCGAUUCGGCCUAACAACGGCUAAUCCUCAUACUUCUUUGGCUCUGUGUCCUGAGGACACACACAUCCACCACCCUAGGUUAGCAGCCCCUCAAUGACUACCAGUCUGCAUUCUUAAGGAUUCCUCCGUAAGCUCCGUCCUCGCACCCCAAAUCGCUUUCUCCAUUCCAAAGCUGUCAAGGUAGUUAAUACAACGUUCUCCUGGCAUCCCCAGUUUGCAUUCAAAGAAAACGUGUUUAGGAUCGAGGUUGUCAUUGACGCCCAACAUCCUGGCGCCACCUCAGCAUCGCCCCCGCCCGUUCCUCCUAUCCCAAUCUCCUUCUCUUGGCUGCGCCUUAGAAGCGCACGUCCCCCGCCUUUCUGCAGCGGAACCGGCGAUCCGCCUCUCUAUAUAAGGCAGGGGCGUCGCCGGGAGUCCUCCAGAACCUCCAGGAUGAAUUUCUCUUCGGAUUCCCACUAUUUGGCCUCUUCCUACAGGAAAAUAUUCGGGGAGCCGCCCCGCUACUCCUCCCGUCUGAGCAGUUCGGCCGCAGCCAGCAGUUACCGGUCUCAGUCGGUAUCUCGCAGUAGCAACCGUGCCGUCUCGUACCGGCUAGCGCAGGCAGACAGCUUGGAUCUCAGCCAGGCAACGGCGCUGAACGACGAAUUUCGGCUGACCCGCACCAAUGAGAAGGAGCAGAUGCAGGGACUCAACGACCGGUUCGCCGGCUACAUCGAGAAAGUGAGGCAGCUGGAGCAGCACAACCGCCUCCUGGAGGCUGAGUUGGGCGCGCUGCGGCAGCGUCACGCCGAGCCCAGCGGCCUUGCCGAACUCUUCCAGAACGAGCUCCGCGAGCUGAGGGCCCAGCUGGACGAGACGGAGGCCGCACGGGCACAAGGGGCUCUCGAAAGGGAGCGGCUGGCCGAGGAAGUGCAGCGCUUGCGGGCGCACUGCGAGGAAGAGGCGCGAGCCAAGGCGGAGGCAGAGCAGGCUUUGCGCGUGCAGCAGAGGGAGGUUGAUGGCGCCACCUUGGCUCGCAUGGCUCUGGAGAAGAAGGUGGAGGCGCUGCUCGACGAGCUGGCCUUCCUACGUAAGGUCCACGCCGAGGAGCUGGCCGAGCUGAGCGCCUCCUUGCAGCCACCCGCGCUGGCUGCCAUUGAGCCGGACGCCACCAAGGCCGAUCUGACUGCGGCGCUGAAGGAGCUGCGCUCGCAGUACGAGGCGCUGGCCGCCAAGAACCUGCAGGCGGCCGAGGAGUGGUACCGCGCCAAAUUCGCCAAUCUCAGCGAGCAGGCGGCGCGCAACAACGAGGCCAUCCGGGCCAGCCGCGAGGAGAUCGGCGAGUACCGCCGCCAGCUGCAAGCCCGCACUCUGGAGGUAGAGAGCCUCCGCGGAGCCAAUGAAUCUCUGGAGCGGCAGCUGCAUGAGAUGGAGGAGCGGCACAACGCCGAGGCGCUCGGCUUGCAGGAUACUAUUAGCCAGUUAGAAACUGAUCUGAGAGACACAAAGAGUGAAAUGGCUCGGCAUCUGAGAGAAUACCAAGAUUUACUGAAUGUCAAAAUGGCCCUGGAUAUAGAGAUAGCAGCAUACAGGAAGCUGUUGGAGGGUGAGGAGACACGUUUUAGUACUUCAAGCAUCAGCAUCUCAUCUCUGAAUCCCCUUUCCAACCCCACUUAUUCUUUCCAACCCAGGCUCUUUGGUUCAUCUGUAGUCAGCAGUUCCAAAAUGUCACCCCCUUUCUCUUUUAAGAAAGAUGAGAAAGAGGAGGCUAAAUUGGCCUCAAAAAUUUCAUCAAGCCAGUUAGGAGAAACCUUUGCUGAAAUGAUUGAGGAAACCAUAACAUCCACUAAAAAAACUGAACGAACAAACUUGGAAGAAGGAAACACUGUCAACCAAAAAAUGUAAUCCCUGACCUUAAAUACAGAUACCACCAAGGGGGAAAAAUAUAGUUUAAGUCUUUAAAUUGCCUAUAUCUAAAUUAAGGUGCUUACCAGCUCACAUCAAUUUAACAUUCUAAUGUUUCACAUCAGUAGACUACUUCAAUAGGAGCAUUAUGUUCAAUGCUAUCAGAAAUAAAACCCAGAGGCUCAAAUAUUAAUUUAGAAAUACUCCAGUAAAUCUUGUUUGCCAAUUGCAUCAUUUUAAGAGUCAGGUCUCCCAAUUGCUAAAUUAAAGAGAAUAAGCAUGUGCAACACCCCCCUCCCCUGGCAGUUUUAUUAAAUCAUAUUUCUGAUUUAUUUCUGGACUUCUCAUCCAAUCUUCACUAAAAGGUGAGCACACAACUUUCAAGAGCAAGUUGUGCAAAAUCUAGCAAUUGAAUCACAUUAGUGAAAUGGAAAUUAAUCUUUGUUGUCUGCCUCUUAAAAUAAAGAAACUGACAGAUAAUUUAAUUACUUAAUUUCCAGACCAUGGGCUUUACUUCAUUUUUGGUCCUUCUGGACCACAGAGGUAGCAAAGAUAAAUAUUUUUAUUUAUUUUGGUUUGUGGUUUGUGCACGUUACAAAGAAAUACAAAAUAUCUAGGAAUGUUAGGUAGAAAAUACUAACAAGAUUUAGGAAGAUAAACACCCCCAUGAUAAACUUGCUGCAUCACUGCAUAAGGAAAUUCUACAAUUAGCACAUUGUCAAGAAGCACAUAAUAGUUUUUUGAUAUCUGGGGUUACUCACAAGUAUUUGCAACAUGCCCAGGUUGAAAAAAAUCUACAUACUGCAAUCAAAUAAUUGUAAGUCUUAGGAUCCUGAUUAACUGUUAGUUGAAUGCACGGUUGACCACCUCUGUGAUUAUUUAGCAAGUCACUGCUCUGUCCAUUUUACCUUGUGCCAUAUUAGUAGCCAGCAAUUUUAAAAGUUGUUAUUGCUUAGAGUCAAUAGUGCCAGCUAUUAAAAAAUUGAAAGAUACACGUUUUAGAGGUUAGCCUUACAUAAAACAAAACUAAAAGUAUGCACUCCUGUAUUGUCUAGAAGCACAGUCCAAUGCUGAUUGCUGCUCCUUUUAUUAGGCACAAUCUACAACUUAAAACAGGAGUAUUUGUGUUGGUUCAUCAUUAGAAAAGGAAUGUAGAUUUAUGCCAGCCGCUUAUUUCUGUAUUAUGGAAAGCAAUAUGGCUUCUAUGUAAUUUACUGAGAUACAGUUUGUUAAAUAACAUACCUGUGAAGGGACUUUUCCUAAAUGUAUUUUCUUAAACAUAUUCACUAUGCACGAAUAAAAUGCACUAGUGAAUUUUAGUGAUUCUUCUAUUUUUUUCUCUGACAGGUUAAGAUAAACAUAUUUGUUUGGCUUUGCCGGCCAGAACUGAAAAUUAUAUAGAUGCACAACACACACAAAAAGCACUUCUGAUUCUUUUAUAAACAAAUGGUGCUGAAAUCUGAUAUAUGAAAUUCUCCUGUUUCCAACAAACUAGCAGAUUCAGCCCACGUUUCUGCAGCAAAUGACACAAAAGAUUAAUCUUGGUUGGGAAAGACCAACACAACAUUUCUUAAACAAAUUUGGGAGUUCUGAUAAAUCAGAUUUCCAACUCCCAUCUGAAUUUAACUUCACUAUACAUGUGCCAAGUUUUAUAUAGAACACACUAUUGUAGAUUUUCUUUGAAUGCCUUAAAAUUGCCAGCAGCAAAAUCAAAUUGCUUUCUGCAGAAACUGAAGAUUGUAUUAUUUGAUGUGUUUGCACUGAUCCAUCCUGCCACAAGGUCUGAUAAUACAAACCCAUGUCCUAUCUGAGCUCCUUGAACUAAGGAAAACUGCUCACAUACUUUUCUCCUCUGUAAGGCACAAAUUAAUAAAAAAAUUGUACCACUUUA